Molecule: messenger RNA, 681 nt
Organism: Musca vetustissima
Lineage: Eukaryota; Metazoa; Arthropoda; Insecta; Diptera; Muscidae
Gene: GXIVsPLA2
Product: group XIIA secretory phospholipase A2
Exons: 2
Coding region: 16-681 (221 amino acids)
Biological process (GO): phospholipid metabolic process; arachidonate secretion; lipid catabolic process
Cellular component (GO): extracellular region
Molecular function (GO): calcium ion binding; A2-type glycerophospholipase activity
Source: RefSeq, a predicted model, not a curated record
UAAAAAAACACCGGAAUGAAUUUUUCGUACAUGAAAAUAGCAAUUUAUGUAUUAACAUUUAUUACGUACGCAUAUUCCGGUUACGGCUCCAGCACAAUUGCCCACUUAAGAGAUGCUAUUAUUGCCGCAGAGGCCAUAUUUGGAGAUGUGUUCUCGAACUUCAUUACCCUCAGUAAAAAGUUCCGCACCGUCCAUGAGGUGUUUGAUGCUGCUGUAGAGGAAACGUGUGUAUUUAAAUGUCCAGUGGAGGAAGGAGCGCCGGAAAUUCGACCAGUACAAAAUAAGUUGUAUACACCAACAUCCGAUGGUUGUGGUUCACUGGGUCUUAGAAUUAGCACAGAAUAUUUACCCGCCGCUGAAAUGGAAACAUGCUGCAAUGCACACGACAUAUGUUACGACACCUGCAACAGCGACAAAGAAUUGUGUGAUCUAGAUUUUAAACGUUGUCUCUAUCGACAUUGUGAUACCUAUGACAAAUCACUUGCCGCAGAUUUGAUGAUCAAAGGUUGUAAGGCCGCAGCAAAAAUGUUAUUCACUGGGACGAUAACACUCGGUUGCAAAUCCUAUCUGGACUCCCAGAAACGUACCUGCUACUGUCCACCGCCGAAGGUACAGAAAGACGAAAAGUAUUUCAAAGGAAAGAAUAAAAAAUAUGGUUGGAAGAACUCAAACGAGUUUUAG